AUGAAGCCGGUGCGCAUUUUGUACCAGAAGACGAUCAUGCCCGUCAAAUUUCUGGAAGUGGCAAAAGAAGGCAACGACUCCAUUCACAAGGUCAUCAAGAAGAUAGGUCUCACCGACUGCCAAGGCCGCGACAGCUGGCGUGAGAUUUUCAAGGAAAUCAGCUUCAUGGGCAACGUCUCGUACCCGCACAUCACGAAGAUGGACUGGGCGGUGAGGUGCAAGGGCUUUGUAGCUAUCUGCCUGCCUCUGUGCUCACGAGAAUCUUUGCACGAUGCACGUCACAGUCUAAACAAGGAGCAGAUAGAGCGCUGCUUCGUGCAGACCGCCUGUGCACUGAGAUAUCUUCACAAUAGGUGCGCUGUUCAUGGGGACGUGAAGCCCGGCAACAUCUUCGUGGACAAUCCAACAACGCUAUUCUCACCGACCUGGGGAUGUCCCGCUUCUUGGCCCACGGACAAGACCCAGUGA
Molecule: messenger RNA, 468 nt
Organism: Aplysia californica (California sea hare)
Lineage: Eukaryota; Metazoa; Mollusca; Gastropoda; Aplysiida; Aplysiidae
Product: mitogen-activated protein kinase kinase 4-like
Exons: 1
Coding region: 1-468 (155 amino acids)
Biological process (GO): protein phosphorylation
Cellular component (GO): cytoplasm
Molecular function (GO): ATP binding; protein serine/threonine kinase activity
Source: RefSeq, a predicted model, not a curated record